GCAGGGAGCUGACAGGACCCUCUCCCGCUCAACAAUUUUCACGUAAUAUUUUCUUCUGUAAAUUAAAGUUUCUUUGUUUAAUUACGUUUCCUCAAGACGAAUGUGAAGGCGCGGUUAAAUGCCGUUCACUGACUGAGGGGAUUGUCCUCUUAAAAGAUUUCACAGAAGACUGCCGCUUAAUUAGUCCUCACCAUGGCGACGGUUGUGAUGGAGCAGAUUGGGAGGCUGUUCAUCAACGCACAGCAGCUUCGCCAGAUCCCCCGUUUCCUGGAGUCAGCCUUCCCUAAACUGCCCUGUACUGUGAUGGUGAGCGAUGUGCCGUGGGUUUUCCGUGAGUCGCACAUAGUCACGGGCUACAGGCCGCCCGACCAGAACUGGCGCUACUACUUCCUCACCCUGUUCCAGAGGCAUAAUGAGUCUGUAAAUGUGUGGACACACCUGCUGGCCUCCCUCAUUAUUUUAGUCAAGUUUCAGGAGCUGUCUGAAACUGUGGACUUCCUGCGGGACCCACACGCCCAGCCGAUGUUCAUUCUGCUCCUAGCCGCGUUCACCUACCUGGGCUGCAGUGCGCUUGCCCACUUGCUCUCAGCCAAGUCUGAGCUUUCCCACUACACCUUUUAUUUUUUGGACUACGUUGGCGUAGCCGUAUACCAGUAUGGCAGCGCCCUGGCCCACUUCUAUUACGUCAUCGCAGAAGAAUGGCACGCUCAAGUGCGAAGCUUUUUCUUGCCAGCCGCAGCCUUCCUGGCCUGGCUCUCCUGUACGGGCUGCUGCUACGGCAAAUACGCCAGCCCGAACUUGCCCAGAUUCGUUCACAAGCUAUUCCAAGUGGUUCCCUCGGGCCUGGCCUACUGUUUAGACAUCAGCCCAGUGUUCCAUCGCAUCUAUAAAUGCUACAGCUCUGAACAAGGCUGUGCCGACCAGGCGGUGGUGUACCACUGCUACCAGGUCCUCUUCUUUUUGAUCAGCGCCUACUUCUUCUCAUACCCCCAUCCUGAGCGCUGGUUCCCGGGAUGUUGUGACUUCAUCGGGCAGGGCCAUCAGAUCUUCCAUGUGUUCCUUGUGCUCUGCACUCUAGUGCAGAUUGAAGCAGUGCGACUGGAUUACAGCGAGAGGAGAUCUUUCUAUGAAAGUCUCCAUGGAGACUUGGCUCACGAUGCAGUGGCUCUUUUUAUCUUCACAGCAUGUUGCAGCGCACUCACUGCAUUCUAUGUGCGCAAACGGGUGAAGGUGUAUCUCGAAGAGAAGCAGGAGUAGAUAUCAAGGCAGGGACACUUGCUUGCACAUGUAGGAAGGAUUGAACUGGUCUACAACAACUGAAGCAACUAACAAUGAAGGCCCUUCUUUUUUUUCAGUGUAUGUUAUAUUUGUCGUUAAUUGUUUUUUUGUGGCUUGCCAAUGCAUUUUGAACCAACCGCUUUCUGUUUACCAAACUGGUGACAUGCUUAAAACCACAUUACAUUUAAAGAAUGGACUGCCCGCUGAAAGGUGCCAUUACAACCUAUUUAACCAGGUUUACAUGAGAUCUGUAAAGGGAUGUCAGCAUGUUUGCUGACAGGUUAGUUUGUAUACAGGAUAGUUUAGGUAGACUGGAUCACUGGAGAGGUUCAUACCUGCAUUGUGCCUCUAAAUCCAACUUCAUUUUGGUGCAGUGUUACUCACAUGGUAUUUACACAUUUGCCAGACAUAUAUUGCAUUCAAUACACCAAAUACACUUUUUUCAUGUGUUCCUGGGAAUCAAACCCAUGACCUUGGUGUUGCUAGCACCAUGUGCUACGUUUUGAAUUACAGGACACACAAUAAGUCAAAUAAGGUAGAUAAAUAAAAUAAAUAAAGUUCCCAUGCCAUUAGACCAGUGCAAUUAGCAAAAUGUGGAGCUCAGAUGAACUCUUAAAUCAUGAAUGAAAUAUUGCAAACUUCAUAAGCAAUACCUUACUGAGAGGUGACUGAUAUAUAU
Messenger RNA from Carassius gibelio (silver crucian carp), 1957 nucleotides. RefSeq names its product membrane progestin receptor alpha-B. Bases 193 to 1257 code for a protein of 354 amino acids. The transcript has 2 exons. Gene Ontology annotation, biological process: response to steroid hormone. Lineage: Eukaryota; Metazoa; Chordata; Actinopteri; Cypriniformes; Cyprinidae. The record is from RefSeq and is a predicted model, not a curated record. Gene Ontology annotation, molecular function: nuclear steroid receptor activity; steroid binding. Gene Ontology annotation, cellular component: plasma membrane.